Messenger RNA from Exaiptasia diaphana, 2809 nucleotides. Its product is annotated as b(0,+)-type amino acid transporter 1. The record is from RefSeq and is a predicted model, not a curated record. Gene Ontology annotation, cellular component: membrane. Gene Ontology annotation, molecular function: L-amino acid transmembrane transporter activity. Gene Ontology annotation, biological process: amino acid transmembrane transport. Lineage: Eukaryota; Metazoa; Cnidaria; Anthozoa; Actiniaria; Aiptasiidae.
UCAAUCUACUCAUUGUAUAUUUUUGCUGGUAAUAUUUAUGAUAACGCGCACAAUUUAUCAAAACGAUGCAAAAAUAAUAUCACUUCAUUCGUGUGAGAAAUGCUGGCGCUACUCUCAAUUAUUUCUUACUUGUUUUGUUUAUGAAAUUAUUUUCUUGAUCUUUUCCUUUUAUUUACGGCGUUUUGGCGUCUUGUCUGUAUGUUGAUCGAUUUUUCAUACGUCUUACCAGGCGCAUGUAGCGAACAUUGUGGAUGUUUCACCCGUCAGAAGGUCUUAAGGCUGAUUUACACGGCACGAUUGUCUCGUGCGACUUGUAGUAUACGACUUGAAUCGCGCAGUGUAAAUGCCCCUACGACUUGUCUACAACAGUCGCACGCAACCUACGACUAGUAGGUUUUUGAACCACUGCUUAAAAUCCUACGACUUGUAGUAGGAAAAUCGUAUACUACAAGUCGCGCGCGACAAAUCGUACCGUGUAAAUCAGCCUUUAGGGAAACUUUCUAUUAGGCUUAGGGUUAUCCUCGCAGCUUUAAUUACAAUUUUUGCGUCUAACGGAGAAAAAUAUAUAGUUUCCAACCGUGUCGCAAAUAUCACGCGGUACCUGCGAAUAUUAAGACUCACAAACGUUUAUUAAAAUCACGGAAAUGUAACCGUAUAAAUUUAAGCACUUUUAUCAAAAUAUACACAUACCAAAAUCUGUAAUUUGGGUAAAGCAGUUCAAGUGCCAUAUAAAAGAAUCCUGUAAAGCAAUUGCUGUUACACGACAAUUAUGAACUUGACACUGUAAAAAAAACGCUUGGCCAUUGGAAAUUGAGAGAGAGAGAGAGUUGAAUGAGGGGGUGGAACGGGAAAUAAGAAAUGGAACAACAGCAUCUAGUUUAGAUGCGCGGCGGCAGCAAUUUCUUUUUAUAAAUACAGUAUCAACAUCAUUACAAAGAAACAUCGUCACAACUGCGUUAUGUAAAUAGCUGAAUACUCAUUAAAAGAAUAACACUGAAAAUUAUACUAAAAUUCUUAUGCAUUUUUUAAUUUAGAAAUAACUCAAAAAUCGACGAGAACUUGAACUCAUUUUCUAUUAUUUCCAUGCAGUAAUAGACGCAUUUCAGCCUAUCAAACACUGGCCAUACUGAAGUGUUUUGAAAUGAUAAUUCCUCAUAAUCCUUUGUUUGUACUCGUAAUAAACGUUAGAGCAAAGAAGAAAAGCUAUCAAUCCAAAGAGACUUGUCCAGUUAACAAAAUCAACUUCCUUUCUACAUUUACCAGAUAAAACAAUUUGUAAAACUCACCGAAAAAAGCUGAACUGGAGCCACCACUGAUUUCUAUAAAAUUGAGUUCAGAAUGUCAGAUAAGAUGAAUUUUUUUUCUAGACUUCGAAUUACUAAAUUUCCAAAUUUCCCUUCAGCCACACGUUUUCUCGCAAAUCUAUGAGAUUCGAAAUAUGGUUGGGUAGUCAUUCACAAAUAAGUAAAUGAAAUGCAACCACUGGGAUUUGUCAAUAAUCUAAUCUUUUAAUUCCACCAAUUUAAUUCAAAUUAACUCGUAUUUGAAACUCUGCAUUUAGAUUGGUGCAUGGGCCUUUCCAGAAUACUAUUUUUUUAAGGAGAGUAUUGAAUGGGAAUGAGUCUUGGACCGUUUUUUAGCGUCUGGAUUACUAUGUUUUCAGUACUGAAAACGUAGUGAACCGCGCUGAAGAUUCUCAUGUAGUUUAGCCUGACAUGCGCUGUAGUUGGUUAAAACAUUGGAUAUAGAAUGCUGUUCUUGUUGUGUUAAAUGCAGCUUCGCCGGCAUUACGAUUUGACUAACCUUUAACUGAAUAACGUUGAUCGACAUGACCCGUACGCACACAAUGUAAUCUGAUCAUAGUAAAACAUGAUAACGUUUUCAAACACUUGCUUUAUACGUUCACGUGUCGACGGGCCUGAGUGAGAUGUCGAAAUAGAUGUGUAGAGAUCAUCAAACAACGGUCCCUUAGAAUUCUCUUGGAAUACACGAACAGAAGAUUAAAAAUUAGAAAGGACGAAAAUAUCAUGGAAAAUCCAGCUUUUGCAAUUGACACUCCACAAGUUGUCCGGCGUAUCACUGACGAUAUCAAUGGGAAGGAAGAGCAAGCAAAGAUGGGCGAUUUUACAAUUGAAUCCACUGGUAAAUCSCCAUCUUCUUUAAAACCAGAACUUGGGAUAGUUAGUGGAAUAUCUUUAAUCGUUGGUACAAUGAUAGGGAGUGGAAUCUUUGCUUCUGCURGUGGAGUAUUUUCGCUCUCUAACUCAGCUGGAAUGGGCCUCGUUGUAUGGGGAUUAUGCGGCGCCAUUGCGAUGCUUGGAGCGUUGUGUUACUGCGAACUCGGCACGAUGAUUACCAAGUCUGGAGCAGAGUAUGUCUAUCUCAAAGAAGCUUUCGGAGGACCAGUGGCUUUUCUGUACGCCUAUACGUCUACGAUACUUCUGAAACCUUCACAGUUAGCAAUUGUGGCACUCGCUUUUGGACAGUACACGAUAGAGCCUUUCUUUCCUACAUGUUCGAGCGUUGAUCCCGCACGAAUGGAUUUAAAAAUACUUGUUAAAUUGCUUGCCGCCUUUUGCAUAGGUAUCAUCACAUUCGUAAAUUGCUUCAGUGUUCGAUGGGCAACUCGUAUGCAAAUCAUCUUUACCGUAGCCAAGCUGUUGGCUAUUGGGAUGCUUAUAAUUACUGGAAUAGUGCGUCUAGGACAAGGAUACACUGCAAGUUUCCAAAACUCAUUCGCUGGUACCACAACUAGUAUUGGUAUGAUAGGGUUUGCUUUCUAUAAUGGACUGUGGGCCUACGAUGGUUG